This is a messenger RNA of Neodiprion virginianus, 2094 nucleotides long. Its product is annotated as caspase-1-like. The coding region runs from base 158 to 1057 and encodes 299 amino acids. Lineage: Eukaryota; Metazoa; Arthropoda; Insecta; Hymenoptera; Diprionidae. The transcript is spliced from 4 exons. The record is from RefSeq and is a predicted model, not a curated record. Gene Ontology annotation, biological process: proteolysis; apoptotic process. Gene Ontology annotation, cellular component: cytoplasm.
CUACGUCCGACAUUUUCAUACCUAUGGUCGCAUAGGCAAUAUCGUCACAGUGUUACGCGUGUGGAUAGUGUAUCCACAAAGCUGCAUGUAAAGCGGUUUGUUUAUAUUGAUAAAACCUAUCGAUACUUGUUGGAGGUGUUAAAGAUAGAAAAAAAUAAUGUCUGCGACAAUUCAGAGUUGCGUCGACAGUUCUGUCGAAGGGGAUGACUACGGAGAUGCCUUUGGUUACGGAAGGAGCAACGCGCAGUCUUAUGGAAACCAAUUACAAAAUAGUCCGACAAUGCGCUACGCGACUCACUACAACAUGAAUCAUUCCAAGCGAGGUAUAGCUCUGAUUUUUAACCACGAAUCCUUCACCAUAAAUCACCUCAAGCCCAGAUCUGGCACUAACGUUGACUGUGAAACGCUAAGGAACUGUCUAGUCAAACUUGGAUUCGAGGUCAAAGAUUUUCAGAAUCUAAUAUUCAAGGAUAUUCAGAAGAAACUAGAAAAAGUUUCAGAAAUGGAUCAUUCAGAUCAUGAUUGUUUAGUUGUGGCUGUACUGUCUCAUGGAGAGCUGGGUAUAUUAUACGCCCAUGACACUCCUUACAAAGCUGACACAAUUUGGUCAUACUUUACCGCAGACAAGUGUCCGACACUCUCUGGUAAACCUAAAAUGUUCUUUAUCCAGGCAUGCCAGGGAGACAAAUUAGAUCCUGGUGUUAGCCUCAGAGAACGCACAGAAACAGACGGACAUGGUUCCCAAAGUUUUCGCAUACCAAGCCAUGCAGAUUUUUUAAUAGCCUACUCGACCAUACCAGGUUUCUAUUCUUGGAGGAACACGACCCGAGGAUCCUGGUUCAUGCAAGCUUUGUGCUUGGAGCUUUGCGAAAAUGGCUCACGAUGGGAUUUGCUAACACUCCUGACUUUUGUUUGUCAGCGCGUUGCAAUUGAUUUUGAAUCUAAUACUCCUGACAAUAUUACUAUGCAUCAGCAGAAACAAAUUCCAUGUAUCACUUCAAUGCUGACACGCCUAGUGAAGUUCACAUUGCCUAAGAACGGAGUUGCUGCUAAUUGAUGCACGAGGUCAAGAUCGUUUUAAUUCAAUUUGCCAUAAUUCUUGACUGAGAACAGUUUUUAUCAGCUAUGAAUAUCCUUCGCUCUAUUCGACGGAAAUUUUUCAUCCCAGGUAAUAAUCUGUAACAUUUUAUUCCAUUAGAUUAGGUUACUUCAGUGACUGCACACAUUGUUUGUCAUGAACUAUCUGCCGUUACUUGCUCACAUAUACAGCAGUUACUUAAAGCAUAUUUUGACGAUGCCAUUUGGCACAACAAAAAAUGCUUAUAAUAGCCACAAAUAACAUGACACAAACGAAACAAUUCAACGGACCAAAAUCGAAUGUUAUUUACUAGAACAACUUGAAUGAAUUUGCAUUGCUGGAAGUAUUUGUGAAGUUGCGAUCAGGACAGAGCAUUGUAACAUUACUUAGAUCUUAUUACUUUGAGGAGACUUAAGCGACAACUGAUGGCUAAAUUGUAAUUAAUACUCGCAAAACUCUUCAAGAUGUAAUCAUUUGAUCUCAAACAGUGUACGUAUUAUAUCAUAUAGCUUGUCCUUUUGUUUUUGGCUGAUGGCCACAACUGGAACAAAGUGCAUUUACUGUUAGGUCAAUUUUAUAUAUAUAUACAAUUUCAAUGUUUCUACUACGUAAGAUAUACUGUACACACACCUAUUAUAUUCUAUAGUUCUAUAGUGUAAACCCGUGGUAUUCUUCAGAUUCAUACCUAGUUGGUAAGCAGUGAUAGGAUGUGAUGUAUGGCCCAAUCCAACGAAAAGUGUAAAUCGUGCACAGAUAAAUUUCCUACUUUUGUAUUUCCUUUUUUUUCGUAUGUAAACUAAUUUUGCUAGAGCUUAAAACAAAACAAACAGCAAAAUACCCCUGUGAUUGAAAUUGUUAUCUUAAUUUUGUGAAUUCAAUAAUUGCUCAAAUUAUUUGAACGUUCUUUUGUAUUUUUACAUUUUAAGUAAAUGUAGUUUUGGAAUAGCACAUUUAUACGCAUUUUUAUACACUUUGUAUGAAUAUUUAUAACAUUAAUAAAGUAUAUUUAACUGUAA